CAAAUACUCAAAUCUCUAAUCAUCAUCUUCAGUUGAUUGUUUAAAUUGAAUUUAUAUAUCACUGGUUGUAUGACGAAUUCAUUGUUCAAAUUGAUUUCUCCGCCCUUUAUCGAUUUCUUCUCGAAACUUAUGCCAAUUGCCCCAUCUCCCGAAUCACUAAACCCUAACCAAAUUCCCAAACCGUCCCCAAUGCCUCCGCCUUGUACGGCGGAGCAGCAACAGCAGCCCCAAAACGUCCUGCCGGAAACCAAUGACGGCGAGGCCAACAAAAGCCUUAAUUCCGACAAGCCGAAGGAUAGUUCCACGGCUCCGGCGGCCACGCUGCUCCACGUGUCAUUCAACCAGGACAGCGGAUGUUUUGCGACGGGGACUGAUGGUGGAUUCCGAAUCUAUAACUGUGACCCGUUCCGCCAGCUUCUACACCGUGAUUGUAAACUUGCCGGCGGUGGCGUUGGGACUGUCGAGAUGCUUUUCCGUUGCAAUAUCAUGGCGCUAGUGAGCGGCGGCGGCAAGGAUAAGCCAAUCCCUCCUCCCAAUAAAGUGAUUAUCUGGGAUGAUUUUCAGAGGCAGUCCAUUGGAGAGCUCUCUUUCAGAUCGGAGGCGCGUGGAGUGAAGCUACGGAAGGAUCGGAUUGUUGUGGUGCUGGAGCACAAGAUCCACGUGCACGAUUUUCCGGGUUUGAGACCGUUGAAUGAUAUCGAGACAAUUUCCAACCCUAAGGGACUCUGUGCUCUGUCUCAGGGACCAACAGAAUCCUUUGUACUUGUGUGUCCAGGUCAGCGCAAGGGUCAGGUUAGGGUUGAGCAUCAUGCACCAUCCAGGAAAACUCGGUUCAUUCCGGCGCAUGAGUCCGAGAUCGCAUGCUUGGCACUCUCCCAGGACGGCCAGUUGGUGGCUACCGCGAGCGCUAGAGGUACUUUGGUUCGCGUUUUCAACACACACAAUGGCGAGCUCGUGCAGGAGUUAAGGCGGGGUACAGACAGAGCUGAUAUUUACAGCCUCGCGUUCUCCCCAUCUGCUCAAUGCCUUAAGACGGCUUCUGGCGGCGCCACAGCGAGCAAAAAUUUGAGUUUUCAACCGGAACCUAAGCUUUCAAGAACUUCAUCAUCAUCAGGCUCAUGGUUGUCUUUAAUGAAAGGUGUUUUACCCAAGUAUUUCAGUUCAGAAUGGUCCGUGGCUCAGUUUCGUUUAAAAGGAGGAUGUCAGUACGUUGUUGCCUUCGGGCAUCAAAAGCAUACGCUGGUAAUACUUGGGUUGGAUGGAAGCUUCUACAGAUGCAAGUUUGAUCCGGCCAAUGGUGGAGAAAUGACGCAGAUAGAACUCCACAAUUUUCAUUAG
Molecule: messenger RNA, 1338 nt
Organism: Oldenlandia corymbosa var. corymbosa
Lineage: Eukaryota; Viridiplantae; Streptophyta; Magnoliopsida; Gentianales; Rubiaceae
Source: the annotation of a GenBank genome assembly